AUGGGGAAUGUGAUGGAGGGGAAGUCGGUGGAGGAGCUGAGCAGUACCGAGUGCCACCAGUGGUACAAGAAGUUCAUGACCGAGUGUCCAUCUGGCCAGCUCACCCUCUAUGAGUUCCGCCAGUUCUUCGGCCUCAAAAACCUGAGCCCAUCAGCCAGCCAGUAUGUGGAACAGAUGUUUGAGACCUUUGACUUCAACAAGGACGGCUAUAUUGACUUCAUGGAGUACGUGGCGGCGCUCAGCCUGGUCCUCAAGGGGAAGGUGGAACACAAGCUGCGCUGGUACUUCAAGCUCUACGACGUCGACGGCAACGGCUGCAUCGACCGCGACGAGCUGCUCACCAUCAUCCGGGCCAUUCGAGCCAUUAACCCCUGCAGCGACACCACCAUGAGUGCGGAGGAGUUCACUGACACAGUAUUCUCCAAGAUUGACGUCAAUGGGGAUGGGGAACUCUCCCUGGAAGAGUUCAUGGAAGGAGUCCAGAAGGACCAGAUGCUGCUGGACACACUGACACGAAGCCUGGACCUUACCCGCAUCGUUCGCAGGCUCCAGAACAGCCAGGAGGAUGAGGAGGGGGAUGGUGAUGGGGCCGCCGAGGCUGCAGGCUGAGCCCACCUCCCAGCUGCUUGUGUAUUGGGGGGCGGGGUGGUAUGGCGGUGCCUGGUGUCAUUGUUCUUGUCUUAAUUAAUGCCAGAUAGAAUCUACUGAACUCAAAGGCUCAGCUUGCCUCUUUGGGGUGCAUGGUGGCAGCAGUGGGGCAAAGGUGGGAGUCCAGAGCGAGGGACAGUGAAGAAUGGCUUCUGGACACUUUGGGUGACUCAAGUGGUGGUGACACUUCCUGACUUCCU
Nycticebus coucang (slow loris) is the source of this 848-nucleotide messenger RNA. It is a transcript of the gene GUCA1A, whose product is annotated as guanylate cyclase activator 1A. The record is from RefSeq and is a predicted model, not a curated record. The transcript is spliced from 4 exons. NCBI's taxonomy places the organism in Eukaryota, Metazoa, Chordata, Mammalia, Primates, Lorisidae. The coding region runs from base 1 to 609 and encodes 202 amino acids. Gene Ontology annotation, molecular function: calcium ion binding; calcium sensitive guanylate cyclase activator activity. Gene Ontology annotation, cellular component: cone photoreceptor outer segment; photoreceptor inner segment. Gene Ontology annotation, biological process: visual perception; positive regulation of guanylate cyclase activity.